Molecule: messenger RNA, 479 nt
Organism: Aspergillus candidus
Lineage: Eukaryota; Fungi; Ascomycota; Eurotiomycetes; Eurotiales; Aspergillaceae
Exons: 1
Coding region: 210-428 (72 amino acids)
Source: RefSeq, a predicted model, not a curated record
GGACGUCGUAGGCGGCGCGGUGGACGAGUUGGAAGUUUGCGCGGCUGGGGGGGUAUUUGGUGGAUUUUGAGAGAGAGAGGGCGGAGGGAGAGGUGGGGAGGUAGGGGGGGAGGUUGAGGGAUUGGCGGAUGGGGAUGGAGGCGCGGUAGUUGUGGUAGACGUUUUUGAGGCCUGUUUUGUAGAAGGACAGGUAUGCGCGGCCGAGGGUGAUGAGGCGUUUGGCUUUGUCGGCUGCUGGGGCGGAGGGAUCGAGGGGGGAGGGGAGGGUGAGGUCUGCGGGGCGGGUUGAGGGAGGCGGGUUGACAUCGUCUGGGAGGGGGUGGGAUGCGAUUGAUGAGGUGGAGGGGACUGUUGAGGAGGUGGGCUGCGCGGAGGAUGGAGGGCGAGCGUGGGAUUUGGGAGAGGAGUGGGAGGAAUAUGGUCGGUAGAGGGGGGUACUAGCGAUGAAGGAGAUCGCCGGAGGGGCGCGGCGAGUGAGG